This is a messenger RNA of Branchiostoma floridae (Florida lancelet), 1332 nucleotides long. RefSeq lists its product as uncharacterized. Lineage: Eukaryota; Metazoa; Chordata; Leptocardii; Amphioxiformes; Branchiostomatidae. The transcript has 7 exons. Bases 224 to 1102 code for a protein of 292 amino acids. Gene Ontology annotation, cellular component: membrane. The record is from RefSeq and is a predicted model, not a curated record.
CCUUAUCUCCACCCCUGUGACGUCAUGAAGUGUUAGGUCCCCACCUGUUUAUCUUUACCACCCGCAUAGACGCUGUGAGCUAGCCUGGAAGCCAGACUGUUUCCAGGGUCUACACAAACCAGGACGGUGAAAAGAUUUUCUGAAGGCUCCUAACGCUGAGGAGUUGGCCUUGAAAAAAAGUCUGGCUUUCAGUUGGAACAGCCAAGAGUGUACCUAAACCACUAUGGAGUCCCCAAACCAGCGCGGGGCCCGUCCCCAGCAGAAGAAGUACGUUGUAGGCGGCGCCAGGGGCCUUGGAGGGGCCCAGAUCUUCUUCGCCGGUCUGUUGAUAACCUUCGGAAUCAUCGGCAUGGUCAUACAGACGUUUUUGUUCCCCGUUGGGACGCCAGUAUGGACUGGACUAGUGUACCUGGUGACGGGCAUUUUGGGAGUUGUAUCAAGCCACAGGAACACCAAAUGUGUGCUCAUCGGCCUUCUUGUGAUGUCAUGUUUGAGCGUGUUGAUGACGUUCUGUGGGAUCGCGACGGCCUCUGUUGCCAUUGAAGGUGAACACUGGAGCACGUGGCCCGGGUCUGUAGGCUGUUACUAUGACUGGGACACCCAGAAGAAUAUCUGUACCAACAUUGACAUCGCCCGUUUCACCAUUGACGCGGCAAACCUGCUGUUUGCGCUGGUUGAGCUGGGUCUGUCCAUCGCCACCAUAGCCGUCUGCUCGUACACGCUGUGCAAGGGGUGCUGUGGGGAGGGGGGCAGCUGUUGUAGGAAUGGUAACAAUGGAAACGCCUACCAGACCAUGCACGAGGUUGGACAGGGAGGACGGCUGGUGCCGCUGCAGAACUUUGCAAACAUCAACUACGCUCCAGCGCACUCUGCGCAUGCUCCGUCCUACGUCAUCAGUAGCACCAUACCUCCUCAACACGGAGAAGUGCAGCAAGGAAUGGCUGCUGCAGGUCCUGGGGACCAGGCUAUGACUCUGGCGCAUGCGCAACAACAACAACAUCAGCAACAGAAGAGCGAGCCUCCACAGCAGCAGGGCGCCUCCCCAGACGCGCAUGCGCAACCUGGUUACGUCAGCCCUCCACCGGGGUACAACCAGGCUUAGAUCAUUCACCUCCAAGCAGAUGUAGGGUGCACCUUGUCCUAUCUUGGAGAUAAUGAUAAACCAUGCGAUAACUGUACGAGCAGUUGUAAGUAUUUUCGGUAGAGCAUUUUAAUAUACGAUGUGGACAAUGGAAGUACAGUCAAACCUGCCCGAGCGACCACCUCUUCUCAACGACCACCUGGCCAACGCGACCGCGACCAGCCCAAAUUGGGACCCAUAACGACCGUAUC